Messenger RNA from Kwoniella mangroviensis CBS 8507, 2826 nucleotides. RefSeq lists its product as uncharacterized. Gene Ontology annotation, molecular function: ATP binding; ATP hydrolysis activity. Gene Ontology annotation, cellular component: peroxisomal membrane; cytosol; peroxisome. The transcript is spliced from 15 exons. Gene Ontology annotation, biological process: protein import into peroxisome matrix. Lineage: Eukaryota; Fungi; Basidiomycota; Tremellomycetes; Tremellales; Cryptococcaceae. Bases 1 to 2826 code for a protein of 941 amino acids. The record is from RefSeq and is a predicted model, not a curated record.
AUGGCUCGAAAGGCAGCUGUGAAAUACCGCUCCCUGCGGUCCAAUCUCGUCCAUCUACCUUUAUCCCUGUUUGCUCAUUUGGCUCAACAGCAAGCGCGCCCUCAAUCCUUGAUUAUACACCUCUCACCCCUCUCGUCGUCCUCUUCCUCCUCUCGUCAACCGAAACCCGCAUAUCUAGGAUGGUCAGGUCUAGCAGCUGCCUCUUCGCUCUCCCAAGCUGGGGACGGCUUAGAGAGUAUAGAGGUAGAUCCUGAAGUAGCAAUGUCACUCGGGUGGCCAGAGGGUACCUUGGUUGAAAUCAGUAUAAUCCAUAAUCCCACGAGGGCCAAUUCAGUCUCUGUGACACCAUUAUCUUCGGAUGAUUGGGAGAUCCUUGAACAACAUGCUUCGUUCCUUGAGGAUCAUUUGUUAUCGCAAUUGAGAGCUGCACAGAAGGGACAAGAGAUAGAUGUUUGGGUGAUGGGCAAGACGAAAAUCAGGAUAAGAGUGGACGAGACUAACCCCUCAACGUCAACGAAAGAAGCUGUCUUGCUCAACAAUGAUACAGAAGUUUACGUCGCACCCAAACCGAGAGGCAUGAAACAACCCAAACAACAAGUGAUAGAACCUUCCGUCCUUGCGAAUGGAAUACAAAGUAGAUCAAACAAGCAGAUUAGUGCUGUUCGAUUACGGAUGAUUCCACCACGCGUAGUGUCUGAUUGGGGACACCUGAACAUACCAUCUACGACAACAGCAAGCCAAGUAGGAAUAUGCUCCUCUCAUACAGUGCAAAAGAUACGGCGAAAGUUAAGAUUGAAACCCUCGAUCUCAGAUGUCAAUGUGAGCUUGGAGCUAGACGACGAUGAAACGAAAGCGGAUACAGAGGAUCAGGAGAAGCAAGAUCUACCUAAGGGUGAGGGUGCGGAGAAGCAAGAAGGGAAGAGGCAAGUCGAUAUACAGCUUGUAGAAUGGGACGAGAUGCCUGAUGGGUAUAUAAGUUUGAUUGGCACAGCCGAAGAAUGGGAAAGUGCAUGGAGGAAUGUUAGAAUAACGCCGCUGGUAGGGACAAAGGGGAAGACGAGGAAGAAAGGGGUCGCUUUGGCUCUUCCGAAUCAACCUGCUUCCUCCAGUCUUCCGGGUACACAGCAUCUCAUCGAUGAUGCCACAACCUAUUUAUCUCGCACGUGGUCAACGCCCUCGAGUAGACCACUUCUGAUACAAGGAAAUAAGGGUUCAGGAAAGACCACAAUUGCCAAGAUUGUAGGGAAGAGAUUAGAAGCCGAUCGUAGGAUAUUAGCUGAACCCAUAUAUGCGGAUGUGGCCAAGCUCGAUCCCGAAAGUCGACUAACGACGCUGAAAGAAACGAUGUCAAGCUGGAUCGAGAACACUGAAACCAGGAGACCAUGCUGUUUAAUUCUCGAUGGGUUAGAUAACUUGAUUGGGGUAGAGACUGAGCUCAACUCCUCGUCCAAUCCUGCUAUAUUAGCUGAUCAUUUCUGUCGACUAUUUUCGCCUGCUUCGCUUCCACCCGACGUCUUGGUCAUUGUCACAGCGACGAACAUCACAACCUUACAUCCUAUGCUAACAGCUAAACACAUCUUCGGUCAAAUGCUAAAGAUACCACCGCUCACAAAGGAAACGAGACAAGAGAUUCUACAAUUACUGGUGGAACAUCAACCUUCUCCACAAACUCCCAAAAUCAACGGAGAUUCUGACCGAGAAGACGAUGUGGAUUAUGUUACAUUAGGAGGUAUGACUGAAGGAUACUCAAUCUCAGACUUGGUUGAUUUAGUGGGAAAUGCGGUUCAGCAAAGUAUCGUAAGAUCGAUAAAGUCGGGCGAUAAGCCUGAACUUACGAUGGAAGAUUUUACUCUGGCUCAAGAAGCUUUCAUACCCCUCAAUCUGAGAGGGGUAGCUUUGCAGAAGAGUGAUGUAAAAUGGAGUGAUAUCGGAGGCUUGCAUGAACCUCGUCGAUUACUCAGAGAGACUCUCGAAUGGCCUACCAAGUAUGCUCAGAUAUUCGCAAAUUGUCCAUUGCGACUACGAUCGGGCUUGCUAUUAUAUGGCUAUCCUGGAUGCGCUCCCAAGAGAGGACACGAUUCUACUGGAGUUACAGAUAGAGUUGUCAACCAGCUUCUUACCGAGAUGGAUGGUGCUCAAGGUUUAAGCGGAGUAUAUGUCUUAGCCGCAACAUCUCGACCGGACUUGAUCGAUCCCGCUUUGCUUCGUCCCGGUAGACUGGACAAAUCCAUCUUGUGUGAUAUGCCUACGCCGUCCGACCGAAAAGAAAUAUUACAAUCGGUAGCUAAGAAAUUACAUUUGGCAAAUGAUGUAGACUGGAAUGAGCUUGGUGAAAGAACCGACGGGAUGUCUGGAGCGGACUUACAGGCUGUAGUGUAUAACGCACAUUUGGAAGUUGUGCAUUCCACUUUGGACAGUAUGACUAUGAAUGGAGAUGUUAUUAUGAAGGGAAAAGGGAAAGUGAAAGAAAAUGGGAUCAGGGGAGAUGGGGAUCAAAAGAAUUAUAGACAACUUACACCUAAGGAAGAGGAUGGGAAUGCUGCGGUUAGAUCGGAAAUGAUCAAUAGGAUGGCGACUAUAGGGAAGAAUGCAAAGGGACAGGGACAUGAUAAGCCCGAUGCAUUGAAAGACAAGCAGGAGGCCCAAAAACCAACAAUUCAUCAUCAUCAUCUCCUCGCCUCACUCGAAAGCACUCGUCCGUCAGUGUCCCCCGCUGACAGACGGAGAUUACAAAUGAUAUAUCGUUCAUUUAUAAGUGAUCGGGACGGGAAGAUGGGGGAUGGUGAUUUAGGUAGAGGUACAGGGACAAGAAUGAGCUUGAUGUGA